This is a messenger RNA of Danaus plexippus (monarch butterfly), 2848 nucleotides long. It is a transcript of the gene Lsd-1, whose product is annotated as lipid storage droplets surface-binding protein 1. The coding region runs from base 148 to 1284 and encodes 378 amino acids. NCBI's taxonomy places the organism in Eukaryota, Metazoa, Arthropoda, Insecta, Lepidoptera, Nymphalidae. The record is from RefSeq and is a predicted model, not a curated record. The transcript has 10 exons. Gene Ontology annotation, cellular component: cytosol; lipid droplet. Gene Ontology annotation, biological process: positive regulation of triglyceride storage; lipid storage.
AUUGAUAUCGGAUAUGCUAUGACCAUUAGUGUCCGUUUCGAUACAAAGUGUGUAGCGGACUAUCCGUUAGGCGUUAGUAGUAAAUAGUUUGUCGUGUCUACCAGUCGAGCCAGUGACGAGUAGCGAAAAUAGAUAAAUCCAACGAAAAUGACAAAGGCGCAGAAAUCUGGUCUCCCUCGACUGGAAGCCCUGGAGAGGGUUUCCCAUAUACCGAUUGUGGAGUCCGGGAUCGAAAUGACAGAGAAAAUCUAUUCCAGAAUUAAGGAAUCAAACCCAUUGAUUCGUUGGUAUAUGUCGUUUGGUGAGAAGUCUUUGGCCACUGGCGUCCAGCUGGCCUUACCAGCGGUAUAUCUUCUGGGGACGCCUAUACAUCAGCUAGACAGAUUCCUCUGUAUGUCGCUGGAUGUCGUGGAGAAAAGGGUGCCAUCGAUAUAUCUGCCACCUCAAGCCUACGACCGUUGCCAGAUGUACUCGGAGACCCGGCAGUACGUGCUCCGGAGGGCGGACUCCGUGAAACAGUUGGGGACCGCGGUGUUGGACUCAAGAGUGACAGCUGCGACCGCCAGCGCCCUGGACCGCGCCCUCACCACCGCCGACAAAUACGUCGACAAGUACCUACCACCGGAUCACCAAGACGCCGCGGAUGUUGUGAUCAUAGUGACCAGCGCGGAGGUAGAUGACAACGAGGAGUCCGGCAGAGCUCGUGCGGCCCAGGCCGUGCAGCACGGAGCCAGGCUCAGCCGGAAGCUGCAGAGACGUCUCACACGACAGGCCCUCGCUGAGGCAAAGGCGAUUAAAGAGCAGAUACAUGUACUCGUGUACGUCGCUGAGUUGGUGGCCACAGAUCCAGCUCUCGCCUGGAAGAAGGCAAAACAGCUGUAUUCUAAACUCUCACAACCAGAGCCAGAGAAUCAGUCGCGUCCUGAUACACUGGAACAACUGCUGGUGCUGCUGGCCAGAGAGUCCGCCCGGAAACUUGUGCACCUCGUCAACUACACUCAGGGAGAUCUACCUAAAAACAUCCGUCAAGGAUUUAAUCUCGUGACCAGACAGCUCACGGUGGCUACGAACGCUUUGAUGAAGACACUUCCUGUGGACUCCGCUAUGAGCGAGGUCCGCAGCCUCCGCUCCAGACUCCAUGAUCUCCUCCAGCAGCUCCAGGCCACAUCCAAAACUUAUUUGGAACAUUUGGCAAUACUGGUAGCUGGUAACGAAGAACGGGAGAAGAUCGCUCCACGCGGCUACGAACGUUCAGACAACCUCACAUACAAUGGUGUCAAUUGAAUUAUACGUCAUGAAAUAUAAACACUAUUAGGGCAUCUUCAUACUGAUUAUAAGUAAGCGAUAUAGAAAUUAUUUAUUUUCAUCUGUAUAAAAAAAUAUAUAAAAUAUAAUAAUCUGUUUAUGUAAUAACUAUAAAUAAAUAAAUUUAAUAUUUUGAGUAUUUUUUAGACUUUAUCAAACUAUUACGAAUGUUUAAUAAUUCAUUUCCUUUGGUUGUAGUGACGUUCACUCUAUCUGUUUUAUAUUAUCCGGCGCAAGUGAAAUGCACUUUGAUCGGUUUUUAUAUUUUAUUCUUUUUUUUUAUUUUUUAAAUCGAUUUUAUUGCAACGAUAUUGUUUUUCAGGUUUGAAAAAUAUAUUUUUUCAAAUCGACUCCUUUUCUAUAUGCUGCAUUUAAUAUGUUUAUACUUAAAUUCCUACAAAAAAAAAAACUAUAUUGCAAACUGAAAUUGUCACAGCAAGUUCAGAUUAGUUUAUUUUGAAAUAUUAAAAGUUUCCAUCUUUGCCGUUUAGAGCUACGAUGAAGUUUUUACGUAAAUACACUAAAACCUUAAAAAUAUCUAAUUUUCAGUCAUCCCUGUACAAUAAAGCACAGCUCUGUAAAAACGCUAGGUUUAUAUCUUUUUAAUUUGCGUUUGAUACCAACAUUUUAGUUUUAUGAUACUAGUAUAAAAAUACUACAAAAUCAUAAUUACCUAUAUAAUAUGAUUGUAAGACAUGGAACUUAUCUAAGAGCUUGAAAUUAUACUAUUAUUGGAAGCUUUAAGUUCCCAAAUCAUACGCUGAAACUUUAUGAAUAUAUUAAAUCUCUGCUUUCUUUAGUGAGACUUUUGACAUAUUGUAUUCACAAAACAUAAUUUAGCCUCAGCAUGAACACGAGAGCUCCCAGAAGGAAUGAAGAUCACACCGUUUUCAAAAUAUUUGUCAUGCCGUGAUUAUGUCCUAGGUAUAUAUUAUAUAAUUAUUCAGUGAUUCUUAAGUUUUACGCCUUCAAAAAUAGAAAGGAAAUAAAUUUUCAGCUUUAUAAAAUCAGUGUAAAAAUAUAUCCAUAACAUAUAUUUUUUAAUAACAAUAAAAUCUCUUUAGAUAACCUGUUGUUUUUAUUUACUGAAUCAUUGUCAGUUCAUCUGUCAGUAGGAGAUGCACUUUUUUCUUUGGUCAAGAGCUAUAAAAAUAAAUUUUUCGUUGAUGAAAUCUUAUUAUGACUGAAUUUUAAUCACAAAACAGAAGAAGAUGACAAACCAAACGCAGUUGAUGAAGGAAAUAUCCCAACGCGCGUACUAUUUAAACAUUAUUUUAGGACAAAGAUAACGAAUCUGUUGAGCGCGGUCCGGGCCAGUUAGCUGACAAAGAAUGGCGAAUACAAACAGUUAUUUGGUUGAUGGUGAUCGCUCUCUUGUUAUGGAUUUUCAGUUAUGCCCUGGUUAUGGCAAUAACGUAUCUUUACGACCAGGGGAUGCAAGUUGUCUAUGCCUACGAUUUCUUUUAUAUUGUCAAUGAGUCUAGUAUUCAUGACAAAAAUUUUAACAAUUAUGGGUGCUUUCAAUAAAAGUUUCAUUUUUAAA